AUGGCUAAACUUGUGCAUGAUGUCCAGAAAAAGCAGCAUAGAGAGCGCUCUCAACUAACUAGCCGUACCAGAUAUGGGUUUUUAGAGAAGCACAAGGAUUAUGUGAAACGUGCUCAAGAUUUCCACAGGAAACAGUCCACUUUGAAGGUUCUCAGAGAAAAAGCAAAAGAGAGAAACCCAGAUGAAUACUACCAUGCUAUGCAUUCAAGGAAAACAGAUACUAAAGGGCUGCUCAUCAGCUCACGUCACGGUAACGAAGAAGAUGAGUCUCUUUCCAUGGAUCAAGUCAAAUUACUCAAAACGCAAGAUAGUAAUUAUGUGAGGACGUUGAGGCAAAUAGAGUUGAAAAAACUGGAGAAAGGAUCGAAACAGUUAAUGUUCAAAAGCAGUGGGAAUCAUACAAUAUUUGUCGACUCUCGAGAGAAGAUGGAGGACUUCGCCCCGGAAAAGUUUUUCAAUACCACCUCUGAAAUGGUGAAUAGGUCUGAAAAUAGACUAACUAAGGACCAAUUAACCCAAGAAAUUUUAAACAAUAAGAACGCUUCAUCGAUAAUGCCCAAGGAAUCAUUAGACAAGAAGAAAUUAAAAAAGUUCAAGCAAGUCAAGCAGCAUUUACAGAGGGAAACUCAAUUGAAACAGGUCCAACAGAGAAUGGAUGCUCAAAGAGAACUGUUGAAAAAAGGUUCCAAGAAAAAAAUCGUAGAUCCCUCAGGAAAUACUUCGUUUAAAUGGAAGAAGCAACGGAAACGUUAA
Saccharomyces paradoxus is the source of this 753-nucleotide messenger RNA. It is a transcript of the gene UTP11, whose product is annotated as rRNA-processing protein UTP11. Bases 1 to 753 code for a protein of 250 amino acids. Gene Ontology annotation, cellular component: small-subunit processome; nucleolus. The transcript has a single exon. Lineage: Eukaryota; Fungi; Ascomycota; Saccharomycetes; Saccharomycetales; Saccharomycetaceae. Gene Ontology annotation, biological process: rRNA processing. The record is from RefSeq and is a predicted model, not a curated record.